Messenger RNA from Fopius arisanus, 897 nucleotides. Its product is annotated as smoothelin-like protein 1. Gene Ontology annotation, biological process: actin cytoskeleton organization. NCBI's taxonomy places the organism in Eukaryota, Metazoa, Arthropoda, Insecta, Hymenoptera, Braconidae. Gene Ontology annotation, cellular component: filamentous actin; microtubule organizing center. The transcript has 5 exons. The coding region runs from base 99 to 581 and encodes 160 amino acids. The record is from RefSeq and is a predicted model, not a curated record. Gene Ontology annotation, molecular function: protein binding.
GGAAAAUUACGAGAGGAUUUAAUAAAUAAUUUGAUGUAAAUUGUUAUAGUUAGAAAUGGAUUUUUGGGCAUAGAGGCAGGGACUUGAUAAAAAAGCCCAUGUCUCCGUUUGCCAAAUUCAGGCAGCUAGAUCGUCAGAAUAGUGUUCCCAGUUCCCCGAGCACGCCAAAGACCCCAGGAACUCCAGGAACUCCAGGGAGCAAGGCUUUUUCUUUUAAAUUCACUGAUCCAGUGGUCCAGAGCAAUGUUGUGCAGAUUAAGGAACGAUUGCUCGCCUGGUGUCGAGCCAAAACCAAAGAGUACGAGAAUAUAGAGAUAGAGAAUUUUUCGACGAGUUGGAACAAUGGACUAGCAUUCUGUGCCCUUCUUCAUCACUUCCGGCCAGAGGCCUUCGACUAUAACACCCUCAGUCCCAGAAACAGAAGGGCUAAUUUCGAAUUGGCAUUCACUAAAGCCGAGGAGAUAGCUGACAUCGCACCUUUGCUCGACGUGGAGGACAUGGUGAUGAUGCAGAAACCAGACUGGAAAUGCGUUUUCACUUACGUACAAUCAAUAUAUCGUCGUUUUAAAGACGAAUCUUAGAGAUAAUUCGAUGAUCAAUGAGUUUUUCUUUUGUAUUUUUACACUGAGAAAAUUGCUUAUUCCAAAACUAACAUCUCAUGAUUACUGGAUAAACUGGCACCGAUUUUCUUCGUGUUUGUGAUAAUUAUUUUGAACUUAACGUUUUGAAUGCAUUUAACACUGGUGAUACUCGAUAUUUCUCAAGCUUGAAUUAUCAUCUCUAUUUAACUCAUUGAAAUUAAAGUAUUACCCGGCGAUUAUUCUAAAUCUUCUCACUUUUCUUAUGAAAAAUGUUUACGUCAGUCUGUUUUUACUUUUAAGUAUUAAGAAAUUCAUA